This is a messenger RNA of Diaporthe citri, 660 nucleotides long. RefSeq lists its product as uncharacterized. The record is from RefSeq and is a predicted model, not a curated record. Gene Ontology annotation, cellular component: mitochondrion. The transcript is spliced from 2 exons. Bases 1 to 660 code for a protein of 219 amino acids. Lineage: Eukaryota; Fungi; Ascomycota; Sordariomycetes; Diaporthales; Diaporthaceae. Gene Ontology annotation, molecular function: nucleic acid binding.
AUGUCACGGCUCAACUCAACUUUGAUCUACCCAGACCCUCCAACCAACAACCACCAUGAUCUGCCCUCAUUCCUCGCAUACGCCGACAGGUCAGGGCUCGACCAAAAGUCCACUCUCUACGUCGGCACCCAUUACGAGUACACCGUUGCCCAAGUGCUCUCCCAGUACGGCUUCUACCUGAAGAGGGUGGGCGGCCACUCAGACUACGGCAUCGACCUGCUCGGGACAUGGACCGUCCCAUCCUCCAAGGAGCCACUACGGGUCUUGGCCCAGUGCAAGGCCAUCGCGAGGAAGUCGUCCCCGAACCUGGUGCGCGAGCUGGAGGGCGCGUUUGUCGGCGCGCCGGUCGGGUGGAAGGGCCACGGGGUCCUGGGCGUCUUCGUCACCGAGAAGCCGGCGACCAAGGGCGUGAGGGACUCGCUCGCGCGGAGUAGGUGGCCUAUGUGUUUUAUCUCGUGCACGAGGGCGGGGCACGUCCAGCAGAUGCUGUGGAACCGCAGGGCUGAGGAGGAGGGGCUGGAGGGCCUGGGGGUGGGCAUGCGGCAUGCCGGCGGGGACGGGGAGUCACAGCUGUCGAUGCUGUGGAAGGGACAGCACGUUGUGCUCGAGGAUGUGAACAGGGGCUCUGAAGUUCACCGGAAGGAAAUGCGAACUGAAUGA